AUGAGCUACUACGGCAGCUACUAUGGGGGCCUGGGCUAUGGCUAUGGCUCUGGUUAUGGCUGUGGAUAUGGCAACUUCCGUGGCCUAGGCUAUGGCUUUGGUGGCUUGGGCUAUAGAGGCCUGGGCUAUGGUGGCUACGGCUAUGGCUGCUAUGGCUUUGGUGGCUUAUGCUAUGGAGGCCUGGGCUAUGGUGGCUAUGGCUACGGCUGCUACGGCCCAUCUUGCUAUGGAAGGUAUUAUUCCUAUGGCUUCUACUGA
Messenger RNA from Trichosurus vulpecula (common brushtail), 258 nucleotides. RefSeq names its product keratin-associated protein 19-3-like. The record is from RefSeq and is a predicted model, not a curated record. The transcript is spliced from 2 exons. Bases 1 to 258 code for a protein of 85 amino acids. Lineage: Eukaryota; Metazoa; Chordata; Mammalia; Diprotodontia; Phalangeridae.